Galeopterus variegatus (Sunda flying lemur) is the source of this 1413-nucleotide messenger RNA. Its product is annotated as cell surface glycoprotein CD200 receptor 1-like. Gene Ontology annotation, cellular component: external side of plasma membrane. The coding region runs from base 1 to 888 and encodes 295 amino acids. The record is from RefSeq and is a predicted model, not a curated record. Gene Ontology annotation, biological process: regulation of neuroinflammatory response. Gene Ontology annotation, molecular function: signaling receptor activity. NCBI's taxonomy places the organism in Eukaryota, Metazoa, Chordata, Mammalia, Dermoptera, Cynocephalidae. The transcript has 6 exons.
AUGGAUGGAAAACAGACAACACAGAACAUUUCAACAAUUCUCACAGAAGUUAACACUUUACUGUCUCGACCAAUGGAUACAAAGGCUGUGCUCUGUUGCCCUCUUAUCCCAUUGACAAAUAUGACACUAGUAACAUGGGAAAUAAUCCUCGAAGACAAGCCUGCCUGCAAACUCUCCUAUAGGAGAGACACAAAUGAGACCAGGGAAACCAAUUGUACUGACAAGAGAAUAACUUGGGCCUUCAGACCUGAUCAGAAUCCUGACCUUCAAAUUGAUCCAGUGGCCAUCACUCACGAAGGGUAUUAUGAGUGUAUAAUGGCAGCAUCUGAUGGGAAUUUCCACCGUAGAUAUCACCUCCAAGUGUUAGUGCCUCCUGAAAUGACCCUGUUUCUACACAAGAAUAGAACUGCGGUGUGCAAGGCAGUGGCAGGCAGGCCAGCUGCAUGGAUCUCCUGGAGCCCAGAAGGGGAUUGUGUCACUGAGCAAGAAUAUUGGGGCAACGGCACAGUGACUGUCUGGAGUUCAUGCCGCUGGUCACACAGCAAUGUGUCUGCUGUGACCUGCUCUGUCCUUCAUUUGACUGGCAACAAGAGUCUGUUCAUAGAGUUGCUUCCUGGUACCAAAACAUCAGUAAAAUUAUAUAUUCUAUAUCUCAUCCUCCCCAUUAUUUUGAUCGUCGUGGGAUCCAUUUGGUUUUUGAAAAUCAGUGGCUACAGGAAAUGUGAAUUGAAAAAAACAGAAGCUCCUCCAGUUGUUGAGGAGGAUGAAAUGCAGCCCUAUGCCAGCUACACGGAGAAGAACAAUCCACUCUAUGAUACAACAAACCGGGUGAAGAUGUCUCAGGUGUUACAAAGUGAGGCUGAUGGCGUGGGCCUCCAUACUGUAUAAGUUAAUGGAAUCUAGCACCAGGAAAAAUGAAUUAAGAUACAUCACAAUUACCGUUUUGAUUUUCUUACCAUUCUAGAAUGGAAGACCUAUUUUGAAGUUAAUUCUUCAAAGGCUCUUAAAAGAUGAAGACAUUCUAAUGAAUUAGUAUUUGUAUCCUUAUAUAACUGGAAUUUUAGAACCUUAGCUGCUACCAGCUAGUUCUCUAAAGAACUGAUGUAAUUAUUACAAAGCACAUGCUCAUGAAAAAAAUUCAAAUUGUGCAGUAUAGUAAAUAAUGAUAACCGAGUUUCCACAAGAACUAAGUCUGUGGAAGGAACAAUCAUCAACAGUUUCUUAUGUAUCCUCCUGGAAAAUUUCUACGAACAUAUGACAUGUCUGUAUGUCUAUGGUUUAAGUGUGCAUUUAUGUCUAUUUACAUAUGUGUAUAAGUAUCCUUGUCAAAACACAAAGAGAAACAUACUGUAAUGCUGUUCUGUACUUAUAAAAAGCUAAUAAUGCAAGUCUUGGGGAUCUUUUUAUAUCAAC